Molecule: messenger RNA, 2666 nt
Organism: Rhinichthys klamathensis goyatoka
Lineage: Eukaryota; Metazoa; Chordata; Actinopteri; Cypriniformes; Leuciscidae
Gene: kif3b
Product: kinesin family member 3B
Exons: 9
Coding region: 274-2598 (774 amino acids)
Biological process (GO): microtubule-based movement
Molecular function (GO): microtubule binding; microtubule motor activity; ATP binding
Source: RefSeq, a predicted model, not a curated record
CUCCCUCUCUCACACAGUCAGACAGCCACAUACAUGGCUGACGGAGUUCGUGAGGAGAGAUACGGGUAAUUUUGCAUAUUUAAUCGCUUGGCAGAUUUGAGGUGUAUGCUUCUGACGGAUAUGAAGACGACGGUGAUUUUUGGCGUAAUUCACAGGUUAAAUAGUUGGGGAUGGGAGAGGCUCUGAUGCUGGCAGCACCAUUACUGUGAAAUAAACUCCAAACUCAUUAAGAGAAACCAGCAGAUAUACCAAAGCACUCCAGAAGGCAACAAAAUGUCCAAAAGCAAGAGCUCUGAAUCCGUUAAGGUAGUGGUGCGUUGUCGCCCCAUGAAUGAGAAGGAGCGAGUCGCCAACUUCGAUAGAGUGGUCUCUGUGGAUGUGAAGUUAGGGCAAGUGGCCGUGCGCAACCCUCGAGCUGCAUCCUCCCAUGAGCACCCCAAAGUGUUCACCUUCGAUUCCGUUUAUGACUGGAAUUCAAAGCAGAUGGAGCUCUACGAUGAGACUUUCCGCCCAUUGGUGGACUCUGUACUGUUCGGCUUCAAUGGGACCAUCUUUGCAUACGGCCAGACGGGCACCGGAAAGACUUUCACGAUGGAAGGGGUACGAAACGACCCCGACAGGAGGGGUGUCAUUCCGAACUCCUUUGAACACAUUUUUACGCACAUCUCCCGCUCUCAGAACCAGCAGUACUUGGUCAGGGCCUCAUACUUGGAGAUUUAUCAAGAAGAAAUCAGGGACCUCUUAUCGAAGGACCAGAUGCACCGAUUGGAGCUCAAAGAGAGGCCUGAUACGGGCGUCUACGUUAAAGACCUCUCUUCGUUCGUCACUAAAAGCGUUCGUGAGAUUGAGCAUGUGAUGAAUGUGGGGAACCAGAACCGCUCGGUUGGUGCGACUAACAUGAACGAGCACAGCUCUCGCUCUCACGCCAUCUUCGUCAUCACCGUUGAGUGCAGUGAGUUGGGUCCUGAUGGAGAGAACCACAUUCGGGUUGGGAAACUCAACCUCGUUGACCUGGCAGGAAGUGAACGACAGACCAAAACUGGAGCGCAGGGUGAGCGCUUGAAAGAAGCCACCAAAAUCAACCUCUCCUUGUCAGCUUUGGGCAACGUCAUCUCAGCGCUGGUGGACGGGAGAAGCACCCACAUCCCGUACCGCGACUCUAAGCUUACGAGACUGCUGCAGGAUUCCUUGGGUGGAAAUGCCAGGACGGUUAUGGUGGCCAACAUCGGACCUGCUUCCUACAAUGUAGAGGAGACUCUGACCACGCUACGCUAUGCAAACCGCGCCAAAAACAUCAAGAACAAACCCCGCGUCAAUGAAGACCCCAAGGAUGCCCUGCUCCGGGAGUUUCAGGAGGAGAUCGCCCGCUUGAAAGAACAGUUGGAGAAAAGGUCUGGCAAGAAGAGGAGAAAAAGGAGGAGGAGGAGGGUUGGAGAAGGAGGAGAGGAGUUAGAGGAUGGGGAGGAUGAUGAUGAUGAGGACGAUGAUGAUGACGACGAAGAGGAAGAAAUGGGUGCGGAUAAGAACAUCUCUGAUUACUGGCGUGAGCAACAGGAGAAGCUGGAGAAGGAGAGGAGGGCCAUCAUGGAGGACCACAGCCUGGUGGCGGAGGACAAACAGCGGCUGCUGAAAGAGAAGGAGAGGAAGAUGGACGAUCUUCGCAGAGAGAAGGACGCUUCCGAGAUGCUGACGGCCAAAGUUAAGGCCAUGGAGAGCAAGCUGCUGGUGGGAGGGAAGAACAUUGUUGACCACACCAAUGAGCAGCAGAGGAUUCUGGAGCUGAAGAGACAGGAGAUUGCUGAACAGAAAAGGCGGGAACGGGAGAUGAAGCAGGAAAUAGAGUGUCGUGAUGAAGAUACACUGGAGUUGAAAGAGACGUACAGCUCACUGCAGCAGGAAGUUGACAUCAAGACCAAAAAAUUGAAAAAGCUCUUUUCCAAGCUCCAGUCUGUGAAGGCGGAGAUUCAGGACGCCCAGGAUGAACAUGUCAAAUACAGGCAGGAGCUGGAGCAGACUCAGAACGAGCUGACCAGAGAACUCAAACUCAAACAUCUGAUCAUAGAGAACUUCAUCCCACUGGAGGAGAAGAACAAGAUUGUGACUAGAGCCACUUUUGACGAGGAAGAUGACCUCUGGAAAAUGACCCCCAUCACCCGCAUUCAAAAUGAUCAGCAGAUGAUGAAAAGGCCUGUUUCUGCAGUCGGCUACAGACGGCCUCUGAGUCAGCAUGCCCGUAUGGCCAUGUUGAUGCGGCCUGAUGUCAGAUACAAGGCUGAGAAUAUCUUGCUGCUGGAGUUGGAUUUGCCCACACGGACCACAAAGGACUACGAGGGACCGGUGAUAGCACCUAAAGUGGCUGCGGCUCUGGAGGACGCUCUGAGAGAGGAGGACGAGAUCCAGGUGGACGCCUCUGGCCUCCGUGCCAGCCUUGGCUCCAGUCCAGGCCUCAGCGCCACCGCUGCUGGGUUUUCCAAGAAACCAAAGUCAGGCCGCCCAAAAACUGUCAAGAAGGUGAGCACUGCAACUUCAGCUCACAGCCCUUUGUCCGGCUCAGGGUCCCCUCUUUACCCACAAUCUCGAGGCCUUGUGCCUAAGUGACCCCGGCCUUCGCUGCUCCGUAUGAACUAACCAGCUUUGGCAUCAAUGUUCUUAAAUGCCAGGCAAAA